This is a messenger RNA of Mycena citricolor, 360 nucleotides long. Lineage: Eukaryota; Fungi; Basidiomycota; Agaricomycetes; Agaricales; Mycenaceae. The record is from the annotation of a GenBank genome assembly.
CGCGUUACCAGGGCGUGAGCACCCCAAUCAACCCCCAAACAGAGCAAGCGCAAGCGAGCGUACUCAGCUGCCAACGAUCGGUGAUGCACAGCUCCCAGACAACAGCGCACUAUGUAUGGACCUUGGGUGCUCUCAAAUCCGAUUUGACGCACCUCCGGUCUGGAAAGAAGAACUUCAGGCGAGGAAUGACCGAAAAGGAUGCAAGCCACUGACGGAGGCCGGUCUGAUGCCACAGAAUCUGACUAUGCGAUGAAUCUACUCACGUCUUGUCCCCAUUUCGCAGACAGUCCAAAGAUAGCCAAAGGUGCGACACUGGGCCUCGAGCACAGGCUUUCGGAGUGUCAACGACGCUUUAGGAAG